Molecule: messenger RNA, 1020 nt
Organism: Galeopterus variegatus (Sunda flying lemur)
Lineage: Eukaryota; Metazoa; Chordata; Mammalia; Dermoptera; Cynocephalidae
Gene: MUC15
Product: mucin 15, cell surface associated
Exons: 3
Coding region: 16-1020 (334 amino acids)
Source: RefSeq, a predicted model, not a curated record
CCAAAGAAGGCUAUAAUGUUGACCUCAGUCAAAAUUCUGUAUACUUCAACUUUGUUUAGUUCACUACUAUUUGGGAACCAUGGGAAAGAAAAUCUAGAAAUAAACUCAACACAGAGCAUUGCAGAAAGUUUUAAAAUAAUGGAAAAUAAAACUAUUUCUGUGGAAAAAGAAGCAAGUUUAAAUUCAGAUAAAGGAAACAGAAACACUUUCAAUCCCAAGGAAAGUAAGGUCCCUUUUUCGGAUCUAGCAGACAAAAUCUCUGAAAAUUCAGAUUCCUCUGGUAACUUGUCAACAGACAACUUUUCUGGGAGUCCAAGACCCACAUCCAUGUUUUCAACAAGCCCUUCCCUGAUUCAUAGCUUUGUUUCAAAAUUGCCAUGGAACUCAUCUAUAGCAGAUAAAAACCCUUUGCCAAUCUCAGCAAUUCCCAGUGCUACACCUGCUGUAUCUUCUGAAAAGUUCACUGUGUCUUUGGUUAAUGAUACCAUGAAAACUUCUGACAACAGUUCCACCACACUUAGCAUCCUCCCUUCACCACCAACUACCAAGUCUGCGACCCCCUUGAUAACGAAACCAACUGGAUGGCUUGCCACAAACAGCGAUAGCUUUGCUGGGUUUACGCCUUAUCAAGAAAAGACAACUCUACAGCCCACCUUAAAAUUCACCAAUAAUUCAAAACUCUUCCCAAAUACAUCAGACCCCCAAAAAGAGAAUAGAAAUACAGGAGUAGUAUUUGGGGCCAUUUUAGGUGCUAUUCUGGGUGCUUCAUUGCUUAGUCUUGUUGGCUACUUAUUGUGUGGAAAAAGGAAAACGGAUUCAUUUUCCCAUCGGCGACUUUAUGACGACAGGAACGAACCAGUUCUACGAUUAGACAAUGCACCAGAACCUUAUGAUGUGAGUUUUGGGAAUUCUAGUUACUGCAACCCAACUGUGAAUAAUUCAUCCAUGCCAGAAGGCCAAGAAAAUGCAUGUGAUGACAUUCCUAUGAACGACAUACCUCCACUUCGUACCUCAGUAUAA